AUGAGAAACGAAACAAAACUCUGUCGGAUUUACUACACCAUUCACGUGUCGGUUCUGCGCAGUGCCGUAUCGAAGCCGCUGCAUUCCUACGCGAACGGAGAGUACGUCAAUUUCCAGCUAAUGCGCCGCCAAAAGACCUCGAUGGCACUCGCGUUGACUUCGGAAGAUGCCGCCGAUAGUCCACCGAUAUCUACGUUGUACGAUCCCAAGGUCUGCAUCAGCAUCUUUACCAAGCGCUCGUUGCCGAUUCGGCCAGAAUUAAUCGAUCGCACAUAUCAGGAACUCGACAAUAAGAUUGACGUCCACGGAAUGGACUGCCCGAAGAACAUAUUUGUCUAGCAAGCCCUCGAGCAGGUCAAGGAGGAAAAGGUAGUGUGCAAGAAGAUUGCGGAACCGUUGUCGGAACUAGCUGCUCCGAUUGUCCAACAAGCUGGAUCGGUCACGGAAUCGCCAGAGCAGCCAACCGCAGACAUCGGUCAAUCGCUGCAGAACAUUUUUUUGCUGAGCGACAUCGGCAUCGUGCAGAUGCUGCAGUGCGCCACUUCCGGCUGCACC
Molecule: messenger RNA, 555 nt
Organism: Culex pipiens pallens (northern house mosquito)
Lineage: Eukaryota; Metazoa; Arthropoda; Insecta; Diptera; Culicidae
Source: RefSeq, a predicted model, not a curated record